AUGACGGCGCCAACGCUGCGGCGGCUAAGGCCAAAUGGGAGCGCCAUACGACGACAUUUGUUCCAGGACGACAGAUGGUUCACUGGCAAGGCGCCACAGCCGGGGGUUUGCCCUGGAGUUAACGAGGCCGGAGUGAUCGCAAAGCUGGCGCUGCCCAACUUGGCGACCUGUGGCCAAGCGGAGGUGCUGGAGUAUUUCGACAAUACGUGGACCUUGUAUGAGACGCUCUUUGCGGGCCUGCGGACGAGGACGGCCUUUUAUCGCCAGCCAGACCAUAAGCUGCGGCAUCCACUCAUCUUCUACUACGGCCACACGGCGGCAGUGUAUAUCAACAAGCUAAGGGUCGCUGGGCUCGUCGACAGUCCCAUAAACACCCACUUUGAGGCCCUGCUCGAGGUCGGCGUGGACGAGAACUCCUGGGAUGACCUCUCGACAGACGAGACCGAGUGGCCGGGGCUGGAUGAAGUCCACGCCUACAGAGCCCAAGUGUACACCGUCGUCUGUGAUGUUAUCGCCAGCACCAAAUGGGCGCCUGAGCUGGGACGGCCGGUCAACAUGAACGACAGAGCCUGGGCGAUUGUCCUUGGCCUUGAACACGAUGGAAUCCAUCUGGACACCAGCUCAGUCCUCAUCCGAGAGACCCCAGUCGAUCUGCUCUCUCGUCAUCCAGCCUGGCCUGCGCCGUCGACGUCUGCCCGUACCUCGCAGGAGGAGCGCCUUGUGCCAGACAACGACAUGGUCAGCGUUCCGGCCGGAGAGGUCGUGAUGGGAAAGCCAGACGACUUUCCGUCAUUCGGAUGGGACAACGAGUACGGCCAUCAGCGUGUCAGCGUUGAUGCCUUUGAGGCGAGCCGGUACUUGAUCAGUAACGGCGAGUUCUACGACUUUGUGGCUGACGGUGGUUACCGUGAGCAGCUGUACUGGUCUGAGAGCGGAUGGGGCCAGAGACGUCUGAACAACACCAAACACCCUCAUUUCUGGGUGCGAGAUGGGCCGGCAGGGCUUCACACCUACCGUCUGCGAACCAUCUUCGAAGAAGUCACCAUGCCCUGGGACUGGCCGGUCUGUGUUAACUACCACGAGGCCAAGGCGUACUGCACCUGGCGUAGCAAACGCAGCGGUCGCUCAUACAGACUCAUCACUGAAGUCGAGCAUCACCGCAUGCGAGACCCGCUACCGGAAAACCCCAGCCCCAAGGACGACCCGGUUAUGUGCAUGGACGGCCAUGCACUUGCUCGCAAGGGUAUCAACCUCAACUUUGCCUUUGGCUCGGAGACGCCAACAGACGCCUCUCCACCAACUACUAUGGGAUUCGGGGAUGUCUUUGGCAACGUCUGGCAAUGGUGCGAGGACGCCUUCGGCCCCUUGCCCGGCUUUGCCGUGCACCCUUACUAUGAGGACUUUAGCACCCCAUUCUACGGUGGUGAGCAUCAGCUCCUGCUAGGCGGUGCCUUUGCUGCCACGGGUGACGAAGCCAGUGUCUGGGGCAGGAUCCCAUUCAGACCUCACUUCCUACAGCAUUCUGGCAUCCGAAUUGCUCUCUCUGCCGGAAGCAAGAUCAAGAAGCCAACCAGGGCUGCUGCGCGUAACGAAGUCGUGGCCGAAACUGACAUCGAUGCCGAUACCCGCCGUGAGCUCAAUCAACGCAUGCUCUUACAUUACGGUUCCAUGGCCGAGACCCUUGGCCCUGCCGUACCAGAUACGGCUGGACUAAACCUGUCUCACAACUACGUGAACCGAGUAGUCGAGCUACUUGUCGAUACGGCUCGGGCCCAGGGCCUACAGCUUCACUCUGCGCUUGAUGCAAGAUGCGCCGUUGGUGGCACGACCUUCGCGCUGAGCAAGUACUUUGACAGUGUCAUCGGCGUUGACCAGAACCAGGCUUUCAUCAGCGCGGCCAACACCAUGGCUCGAUCCGGGAGCAGAAUGUAUGAGCGCCCUGAUAACGGUGGACGCACUACAAACUUGUGUGCACGACUCGACACGGCAGCACGCCCGGAGCGUGUAUCCUUUCAAACGGCUGACGCCUGCAAUCUUCCACCCGACCUUACUGAAUUCGAUGCAGUGCUACUGGCUGGCGCUCCACCGAGCCGUCUGUCUGACCCAGAUGCCUUCAUCGCACGCAUGACCGGGCCUGAUGCUAUUGUUCGUCCAGGCGGAUUAGUGCUUCUUUCAGACGAACUUCUUAUCAAUGCAAAGGCAUCCGAGUCGUCCGUAACAAGCUUUUCCAACGGUAGAAAACUACCCGCCGAGUUCGAGUUGCUUCGUGUCUGCGAUCUCUCCAUGUUACUUCGAGAGAAUGAACGUCAUUUCCAGCAUCUUGUUCCACGUAUAAGCAUUUGGCAGCGUGGGGUGACCCCAUUCGCCUAG
Molecule: messenger RNA, 2370 nt
Organism: Microsporum canis CBS 113480
Lineage: Eukaryota; Fungi; Ascomycota; Eurotiomycetes; Onygenales; Arthrodermataceae
Product: generic methyltransferase
Exons: 2
Coding region: 1-2370 (789 amino acids)
Source: RefSeq, a predicted model, not a curated record